This is a messenger RNA of Brenthis ino (lesser marbled fritillary), 1464 nucleotides long. Lineage: Eukaryota; Metazoa; Arthropoda; Insecta; Lepidoptera; Nymphalidae. The record is from the annotation of a GenBank genome assembly.
AUGAAGCAUAUUUUACUUCUAUUAUGUCUUGUGUCGUGUGCUAAUUUGGAAAAGAAAACUUUUCAACAUUUCUACAUAUCGCGCAAAAUAAGAUCUAAUUCCGAACCAAAGAACACCGGAUAUAUGUACAGUCAAGUUAAUAACCAACCAGCAAGCUUUUCUACAUUUUAUAAUAGAAUUACUAAUAAUCAUAGUAAAGGAUCUGAUAAUUUAGAACAAACAAACUUACAUAAGCGGAAACUUGUAGACUGUAAGGAAUGUUCUAAAAUUAUUGACAAUCACACAACAGCUCCUUUACAGUCUCGGGUGAGGUUAUUGGAAAAACUAACUGAAGCAAAAAAAAAUGAUAAUCCAGCAUCAACAGCAAGUCAUAUGAUAACCAGAUAUGAUAUGGGUCCAGGCUUUCAUACAGACGAUGAAGAUGUUAGAACUGAUCCUGGUCACUUCUACGACGGUUGGCCUUACUUUUAUCAUACCCCAUAUGAAUAUGAACCAAACGAAUAUGAUAUUGAAGUUGAAAAAGCGAAAGAUAAACGUUUUGUGGAACCAAGGAUGGAGAGAAUCAUUCCGGUUCACGAAAAUCAUGACGAUAUUUCAAAUAACUACAUUUAUUCCGGCCCCAAUUACAGACAUACACAAACCGAUACUACUGACAAUCCAAUUUUCGGAAAUAAGCCGUUCUUUUCAUAUAUUCUAAAUGAUUAUUUCGAUAAAUCCUACGACGAUGAUCCUCUUGUUUUUAAGGGUAUUUCGUGGGAAAACGAAUUUAAUAAUGAAAUACCACCUCAAGAUAUAGAUGAUUACGCCAGACGAAUUAGACAUCUUGAUAAUAACUACCCUAAUCAACGUGAGGGAAAUUACCUGGAAACAACUACAGAAGCUUCACACGGCCUCGACAGCCAUAGAGAAAUAAUAAAGAGUAAUAAGUAUGACAACAAACAAGACACUGAAACAACUAAAAAAGGCAAUGACAAAAUACAUAGACACAAAAGCGGACAAAAUCGCGAUAAACAAAAAUAUAAGGAGUUCAAGGAUUUUACCGAUGCUUUCGCAAAUAAGUUUGGAUCAGAGGACCACAAUAAAAUUUCCAAGUACUCCGUUAAAAAUAACGCUGAUAAAGGUGAAAAAAAGAAAGGCUUUCGAAAAGUGUACCACAAAGAUGAAUAUCAGGAGCACAAUGAGUUUUUUGAUGAUAAUAAUAAUAGUAUUAAUACUGAAGAACAUGGAGAUUCGAAAGUUCGAAUUGGUAGCUCUGAAGCUUUGUUGGGAUCUAAAGCAGCGGUGGUCUCAGGGCAUGAAGGAAAAACUAGUAACAUCGCAGAAGAUGUUGACACUAACUUAUUUGAGAAGAAAUACGAAGAUUCUAAACGUCUUAAGGGUAUAGAUAAUAAUUUAAAAUCAUAUAGAGAUGUGGGCAAAAAUAUAGCUUUAAGUAAUAGCGACUAUUUUGAUGGAUAUGUAAAA